AUGAAUCAAAAAAUUACAUUUUCUACUAUCUUGGUUGCGUUAACCUUAUUCUUUGUCUGCUUUUCGAAUGCUGCUCCAAUUGAAUUGUCACCUCGUGUUGUCGGUCAACUCGUAUACGCUGAUUUCAUAAAACUUAGUGGCAGAGUUACUGUUUAUGAAUAUAAGACCGGAACAGUUAGAUUUUGGGGACAAUUUAAUACUGGAAUCACUAAUCCCAAUGGCAAAUAUGAAUUGGUAGUUUCUGGGCCACCCGCUAGCACUAUACCUCCUCAAGUAAUUCCUCAAUCCUUAAUCAAGCCACCUGGAACUGCAGCAUUUCAAUGGGAUUACAAUAAAGGCAUAGAAGCUUUUGCUGGGAAAACUCUUUCAGUCCGCUUUACCAGUGUUAGCAAUGUUGUUACUAUUCUUGAAACGAUAGCUUUCGUACAAAUUGGUUAA
Diversispora eburnea is the source of this 438-nucleotide messenger RNA. The record is from the annotation of a GenBank genome assembly. NCBI's taxonomy places the organism in Eukaryota, Fungi, Glomeromycota, Glomeromycetes, Diversisporales, Diversisporaceae.